This is a messenger RNA of Pteronotus mesoamericanus, 1143 nucleotides long. It is a transcript of the gene SERPINB7, whose product is annotated as serpin family B member 7. Bases 1 to 1143 code for a protein of 380 amino acids. Gene Ontology annotation, biological process: negative regulation of endopeptidase activity. The transcript has 7 exons. NCBI's taxonomy places the organism in Eukaryota, Metazoa, Chordata, Mammalia, Chiroptera, Mormoopidae. The record is from RefSeq and is a predicted model, not a curated record. Gene Ontology annotation, molecular function: serine-type endopeptidase inhibitor activity.
AUGGCCUCCCUUCCUGCAGUGAAUGCAGACUUCUGCUUCAACCUCUUCCGAGAGAUGGAUAACAACCUUGGAAGCGGAAAUGUGUUAUUCUCCUCUCUGAGCAUCUUCACUGCCCUGGCCGUGGUCCGCUUGGGCGCGCGAGGCGACUGUGGUGCCCAGAUGGAUAAGGUCCUCCACUUCAAUGCUGUCUCAGGACAUGGAAACUCUUCUAACAGUCAGCCAGGACUCCAACUUCAACUGAAAAGAUUUCUCUAUGAUAUAAACGCAUUCCACAAAGAUUAUGAACUCAGCAUGGCCAAUGGUCUUUUUGCAGAAAAAGUGUUUGAUAUUCAUGAGGGAUUUAUUAAGUGCGCUGAAAAAUUAUACAAGGCCAAAGUGGAACGUGUUGACUUCACAAAUGCUGUACAAGACAGCAGAUAUAAGAUUAAUAAGUGGGUUGAAGAUGAGACACAUGGCAAGAUCAAGAACGUCAUUCACGAAGAAAGCUUCAGCACGUCUGCGGUGAUGGUGCUGGUAAAUGCCGUGUACUUCAAAGGCCAGUGGGAGUCAGCCUUCAUAAAGAGUGACACCAUGCAUUGCCCUUUCAAGUCUCCCAAGUGUUCUAGGAAAACAGUCGCCAUGAUGUAUCAAGAGCGGAUGUUCAAUUUGUCCGUCAUUCAGGACCCGUAUAUGCAAGUCCUUGAACUCAGAUAUCAUGGGGGCAUAAGUAUGUAUGUAAUGCUGCCUGAGAGUGACCUCUCCCAGAUUGAAAACCAACUGACUUUUAGGAAUCUAAUGAAAUGGACCGAUCCAAGAAAAAUGAGCCCCCAGUAUGUCAAGGUGUUUCUUCCUCAGUUCAAGAUAGAGAAGGACUAUGAAAUCAAAGGCUACUUAAAAGCCCUAGGGCUGAAAGAUAUCUUUGAGGAAUCCCGAGCUGACUUCUCUGGCAUAGCUUCAGGAGGUCGCCUGUAUCUGUCAAAACUGAUGCACAAGUCCCACAUUGAGGUGAAUGAGGAUGGUACAGAGGCGGCGGUUGUCUCAGGAAACAACAUCGUAGAAAAGUUCCUCCCCGAGUCUACAGUGUUCCGGGCGGAUCACCCCUUCUUAUUUGUCAUCAGGAAGAAUGAUGUCAUCUUGUUUAGUGGCAAAGUCUCUUGCCCUUGA